CUUUCAAGAAAUCAAUUUUGUAGUGAGAGUAAUGGUAAGUUAAUUCUCAGCCCCUGAGCUUGCAGCAGAUAGUACUGAUGUGGAUUUGUGUAUCAUGCUAUGUCAAAAUAGUAAAUUAAGGUCUUGAUUUGGAUUCCACAAAAAGCAAGAAUAAGCAUAUGCUUUUGCCUUCUUGAAUGACGAAUGUUAGCAUUGCUGAUUUUAGUACUAGGAGUAAAAUUCAGCUAUAUGGAUUUAUAGUCUUUUUAAAAUACUGACAAUAUAUUUAAUUAUUUCAGUGAUUUAUAGUUUUCAAUACAAAUUUUGUUCUGCCUGCAUGACAGCUAUUAUAGAUUGAAUUUAACUUCUUGUUUCUCAAUAAUGGUUUCAAAAGGUGCUUUUUAAUGCUGCCAUCAGCCUGUGUAUGACCAUAGUACUUGCUUUUCAAUAUAUUACUUCAAGUUAUCUUCCUUCUUUUCUUUAAUGUGUUCCCCUCUGUAGGAAGGCAAGAACUCUUACUUUUGGUAAGAACAUUUUUAAGAAUUAGUAGAAGUUUAAACAGCCCUUGUUAAUGCUGCCAACUGCUAAAUAGUUUGCAGUGUCAUUGUUCCCUGUCCUAUAUAAGAAAAACAAAUUACUUGGUUCCUUCUUUCUGCCUACUGUUCUCAGUAUAUUUUACAACAUACCUUAUUUGGUGCUCUUGCUCUAAAUAAAUAGUUGGCUGUGUUCAUGCUUGUCAUUAAUGGAGUGAAAUCAAGAUACAAUUCCUUCGUAUCAGCUACAGUGGGGCCAGAACUUAAGCGUAACAAAUUACUCUAGAAAAUACUGUGGUUGCAUGCACUAGCACAUCACCGUAAACAUAAAGCUUGUGAAAAAUCUGUAGCUACUAAGCCUUUGGCAGUUGUAAUUUAUUUUUGUGCCUUUGCUUUUUUAGAGCGGAUGAUGAGAAUAUUUGGUCCAGUAACAGGAGUUUGCCAAGAAAAUCAAGGAGCAAGUUCCUGACAUGGAGAUUCCAGAUGAAGUGGGCAGGAAAGGCAGGAUAUGCCGGGGGUAUGGGGCUAAUUACUGUUUCAUUAGUAAUAAUGAAAUAUAUCUCGGUACUAUUUAACCAUAUAGAAGGGUGAAUACAUGUUAGCAUCUGUUGUUGCCCUACACCAGAAGCUAAUUUAAAAAAAAAAAAAAAAUCCAGGCAGUGGUUUUACGUGUUUGUGCCAUGCUGCUAUAUUGUUGGUUUUGUGCUAAGUAUGAGACACAGAUAGUGAUAUAAGUAGUAGAAGUGGUAACUAAGCCCCAACAAGUGCUGAGGGGUGUUGCAGAGCAGGAAGAGGAGGAUUAGGAGACAAAUUGCUUUUUGAACAGUAUCUGAAAAACUCUUUCUUGCAGGGAGCUUUGAAAUCAAGAAAAAUGGUGAGCUGAUUAUUUUCUGAGACUGAAACUUUAGGCUUUCCCUUUUCAGAUACUGGAACAGCUGCUAAAAUGAAGGAUAAAGGAGACACUGAGAAAAAUUACACAAAGCAUCAAAAAUUCCUUAACUGGGAGAAAAAUGCAAGCUGCUGGCAGUGUACCCUGUAUUCCAAACUAGGAGUGGAUACUUACCAUGACUGUUUUUGUCAAAAGCAAAAGUCAGAGGUGGAAGUAUGACUCCAUUUGUUUGGAAAGCGUGAAGUAUUCCUGCAAGGAACCAAUGGAGGAGAUGAACAGCCAGCACCCAGGGCUCACUGGCCUGAGGAAUCUGGGCAACACGUGCUACAUGAACGCAAUUUUGCAGUGCCUCUGCAGCGUGCCACCGCUUGUGGAGUAUUUCCUCUCAGGAAAGCACAAAGCAGCCCUACACAAGGAGAAUGGCGAAUCUGCGACUGCCUUUGGCUGGUUGAUGUCUGAUAUGUGGCUUGGAGAGUUUGACUGUGUUUCCCCGGAGGUUUUUCAUUCAGUCCUUGGGAAGCGGUACCCAACUUUUAGCAAGAGGAUGCAGCAGGAUGCACAGGAGUUUCUGAUCUGUGUGCUGAAUGAGCUCCACGAGGGUCUCAAGAAGUCAAGCAAAAGAAGGUGCGUAACUGAUGCAAAAGCAAGCAGAGGGAGUGUCAGUGAAACAUCUAUUAUCACACAGUUAUUUGAGGGACAACUCAGUUACGAUAUCAUGUGUCUGGAAUGCAAGACCACCAUUGACAGACCCGAGAGGUUCACUGUUCUUUCCCUGCCCAUCCCUUCCAAAAGCACGUGCUCUCUGCAGGACUGUCUCAAAUGUUUCUUUCAGCAAGACAUACUGACUUGGAACAACCAAAUCCAGUGUUCCUGGUGUGGAACAAAACAAGAUGCUGCAGUAAAGGCCACCAUAACCAAGGCACCGCAGAUCAUUAUUUUCCACCUAAAGAGGUUUGAAUGGCAAGGCAAGCACAAAAGGAAACUCUCAACUGACAUCUGCUAUCCACUCAGCAAUCUGGAUCUCUCUCCCUACAGUUCCCCACUUUUCUGCAAGGAUGCAGAGUACAGCUUGUGUGCUGUAGUGAACCACUCUGGUUUUCUGGAUGAUGGCCACUACACGGCGUUCUGCAAGCACUCAGUCACCAAAAACUGGUACAGCUUCGAUGAUGCACAGAUCACCAAGAUCCCAAAUGCCUCAGUGCAGUCUGACACAGCAUACCUCCUAUUCUACACCUGUCAAGGCCUUCUCUGCACCCAUUAAAAAUCUGCUAGCAAUGGAAAACGAACAGUGAGUAGGCCAGCAAUUAGAAUUCAUUGGCAGCAUUAGCCGAGUCCCAUUUCAUCAAUAAACUAGAGCAUUUGCAC
This is a messenger RNA of Harpia harpyja (harpy eagle), 2766 nucleotides long. RefSeq names its product ubiquitin specific peptidase 50 (gene USP50). Gene Ontology annotation, molecular function: cysteine-type deubiquitinase activity. NCBI's taxonomy places the organism in Eukaryota, Metazoa, Chordata, Aves, Accipitriformes, Accipitridae. Gene Ontology annotation, cellular component: extrinsic component of endosome membrane; cytosol; dendritic spine. The transcript is spliced from 8 exons. The record is from RefSeq and is a predicted model, not a curated record. Bases 1577 to 2662 code for a protein of 361 amino acids. Gene Ontology annotation, biological process: protein K48-linked deubiquitination; protein K63-linked deubiquitination; Ras protein signal transduction.